AUGACUAAAAUCUUUAUUACCGGCGCUACUGGCUACAUUGGCGGCGACUCACUAGCCACUCUCGCUGCAAAGCACCCAGACUUCUCCUAUGCAGCUCUAGUCCGCACCAACGAGAAAGCUGAACAGGUCAAAGCCCAGUAUCCAAACGUCCGUAUUGUUCUGGGAGACCUUGACGACUCCGCUCUGUUAGAGAAAGAAAGUGCAGCUGCGGAUAUCGUGCUACACACCGCCGAUGCAAGUGACCAUGUUGGCGCUGCAAAGGCCAUAAUAGCCGGUCUAGUAUCAGGCCAUACCAAAGAGCACCCUGGUUACCUGCUCCACACUGGAGGAACGGGUAUCCUCACCUGGGAAGACAGCGACAAGAACGAAUUCGGAAAUAGAAGCGAGAAGAUCUACAACGACUGGGAUCGUGUUGAGGAGCUGCUCAAUCUCCCAGACCAUGCCUUCCACCGAAACGUAGACCAGCUCAUCCUUGAUGCGGGUACGCAGCAUGCCGAUGUCCUCAAGACAGCGCUUGUCUGUCCACCUACGAUUUAUGGCAAGGGCCGAGGACCUUGCUCUCAGCGUGGGCGUCAGGUUUACGAAUUGGCCAAUGUAACGCUCCGUAUCAAGAAAGGCCCGAUAAUCGGCGCUGGCCAGUCCAUCUGGAACAAUGUGCAUGUCCAUGACCUGAGUGAUGUAUACUCACUUCUAGUAGAUGCAGCGGUUGCAGGCCGAACCGACGACGGGCUCUGGGGAGCUAAGGCCUACUACCUCACCGAGAACGGAGAACACGUCUGGGGCGAACUAGCCCAAGAUACAGCAAAUGCAGCCGCCAAACUUGGGUACAUCCCGGAGGCCAAGGCUGAGUCAAUCGACCUGGACAGUGCGAAAAAGUAUGCAGGCUUUGAAUCUCUAAGCUGGGGCAUGAACUCUCGUGGUCGUUCGCAGCGCGCACGUCAGAUGCUAGGCUGGAAGCCGUACCGACCCAGUUUGGUGGAUGAACUGCCUGAAGUUCUUCAGGGCGAGUGGCAACGUCUGCAGGAUUCUUCUUGA
Penicillium nucicola is the source of this 1035-nucleotide messenger RNA. RefSeq lists its product as uncharacterized. Lineage: Eukaryota; Fungi; Ascomycota; Eurotiomycetes; Eurotiales; Aspergillaceae. The transcript is spliced from 4 exons. The coding region runs from base 1 to 1035 and encodes 344 amino acids. The record is from RefSeq and is a predicted model, not a curated record.